GCCUGCGGGCGGAGCCGUAGUCAGAGCCUCCUCCGGCGUCCGUAGCCGGGAAGCCGGGUGUCCAAGUUCCCCGGCAGAGGUCCACGAUGUCAGAGAAAGAAGCCAGGCAGAGCGGAGGCCCGUCGCGGGCCGGCGUGGUGACUGUCGGCGACGUCCAGGAGCUAAUGCGGCGCAAGGAGGAGAUCGAGGCGCAGAUCCAGGCCAAUUAUGACGUCCUGGAGAGCCAAAAAGGAGUUGGGAUGAACGAGCCGUUGGUGGACCUCGAGGGCUACCCCCGCUCAGAUGUGGAUCUGUACCAAGUUCGCACUGCAAGGCACAACAUCAUUUGCCUGCAGAAUGAUCACAAGGCGGUAAUGAAGCAGGUGGAGGAGGCCCUGCAUCAGCUCCACGCUCGUGACAAGGAGAAGCAAGCUCAGGACAUGGCUGAGGCCCACAAAGAGGCCAUGAGCCACAAAGUGGGCCAGAGUGAGAGGCACAGCCCUCUUCAGGCCUUCGCCAAAGUGAACAGCAUCAGCCCUGGCUCCCCAGCCAGCAUUGCGGGUCUGCAAGUGGAUGAUGAGAUUGUGGAGUUUGGUUCUGUAAACACCCACAACUUCCAGUCGCUGCAGAACAUUGGCGGUGUGGUGCAGCACAGUGAGGGGAAGCCCCUGAAUGUGACAGUGAUCCGUAGAGGGGAGAAAUACCAGCUUAGACUGGUUCCAACACGCUGGGCGGGGAAAGGACUGCUGGGCUGCAACAUUAUUCCUCUGCAAAGAUGAUUGUCCCUGCAGAACAAGAACAGGAAAGCAUCUUCCCGUGCCCUGGACUUGGAUCUACUGGGGAUUUCCUCAUUCUUUUCUCUGCCUUAGGCAUAAGGAUCUGGGAAGAGGCUGGAAGCCUGAACUUCUAGAUGGUGGAAACCCUAUGGCCUCCCAAUGUAAUCUCUCUGGUUUAAGGCAUUGUUAAAAACUCAAUUUGUGCUUAGUGUCUUUUGCAAAUAAGGCCAUUGCCCUAAAUGGGAAUUCUUUGGAUUGUGGGCAAGGGGGCAGGAGUUAUUCUGGCUAGUGCUCAUAUGACUUUAUUCUUUUAGGAAUUUUUUUUCAAAUAAAAAUAGUUUUACAGUGCUGACAUAACCAUGUUA
Molecule: messenger RNA, 1120 nt
Organism: Cynocephalus volans (Philippine flying lemur)
Lineage: Eukaryota; Metazoa; Chordata; Mammalia; Dermoptera; Cynocephalidae
Gene: PSMD9
Product: proteasome 26S subunit, non-ATPase 9
Exons: 6
Coding region: 87-758 (223 amino acids)
Biological process (GO): proteasome regulatory particle assembly
Cellular component (GO): nucleus; cytoplasm
Molecular function (GO): protein binding
Source: RefSeq, a predicted model, not a curated record